UUCAGACCCUCUGAUAUAGGCUACAUCAGUGCUUCAUGCGCAGCCUACAGAUAUGGGGAAUUUUAACAGUUCAUAAAUCUAGGUCUACUGCUAUUUCACAGCUUUGCACGAUUCAUUCUAAGGCUAUUUAUUUCACACAGAGUAGUUUGGAUUGCAAAACAAUGCCAUCCUUGAACUCCUUGCCUAAUUAGACGAAAGACACAUUUCAAGCGACUUCAUGUAUGACCUGGAUAGAUGGCAGCAUUCGUGCAAAACUGAAAGCGUGAACCACUGCAUUUAAUCAUGGCAAGGUGACUGGGAAAUGGACGUGUAGCCUACAAACAGACCAGUUGCGACCUCCAGCAAUCAAAGAGGAAAAACGACAAUACAGGGACAAGGUGGAGUCGCAAUUCAACGGCUCAGAUACAAGACGUGGGCUAUGUGGCAGGGACUCCAUACGGAUUACAACGGGAAAGCCAGCGCCUCGCUCCUGGGCGAGCUAAACACCUUCAUUGUGCCCCGGACGCUUGAGGUCGUCCGCAUGCUUCCCAGCCGAAACAGUUCGUAGAGUUUGUGUAUAUAUUAUAACGACGUUUUGGACUUCGGUGAGUUCCCCCGCCCCUUCGUUGGUGAUUGGUCAACAAUAGGGAUUCUUCAAUAAAGUAUUUUUUAUCAUUCAAGGAGAGAUGAGUCAGUAAGAUGCACGACUAAGAUCUCUUUGCCAAAACGUGAACAUUAAUGACAGAGUUACAGUUCAAAGGAAAUCAGUCAAUUGAAAUACAUGAAUUAGGCCCGAAUCUAUGGAUUUCACAUGACUGGGAAUACAGAUAUGCAUCUGUUGGUCACAGAUACCUUAAAAAUAAAGGUAGGGGCGUGGAUGAGAAAACCAGUCAGUAUCUGGUGUGACCACCAUUUGCCUCAUGCAGCGCAACACAUCUUCACAUUGAGGUGAUCAGUCUGUUGAUUGUGGUCUGUGGAAUGUUGUCCCACUCCUCUUCAAUGGCUGUGUGAAGUUGCUGGAUAUUGGUGGGAACUGGAACACGCUUUCGUACACGUCGAUCCAGAGCAUCCCAAACAUGGUCAAUGGGUGACAUGUCUGGACAUUCAUCAUGGGGAAGCUAUGUGAGCUGGCCCUUGUGUCUCUGGCCCUCCUGGCUCUACUUCAUACUGACUCUACAUGGGCCAAGAGAAGUGGCGGCAGCAGUAGCAGCAGCAAAAAGUCGUCAUCCAACAACAGGGGUUCAGAAAAAAAGCCAUCAAAAACAUCAAACACGCAGACAGGAAGCUAUCCCAGACAACCACAGAGCCCCAACAGGAACCCCAACUCAUACCCAGCAGGAGGUAGUUAUCCAGGGAGAGGUACCAAUCAGAACCAGAACCCAGCCGGUGGAUACCCUGCUGCAGGUGGCUAUCCUGCUGCAGGUGGCUACCCCAACCAGCAGUAUCCAGGCAGAGCCAAUCCUGGGGGAUAUCCAAACCAGAACCCUGCAGCUGGAGGUUACCCAGCCGCUGGUGGCUAUCCUGCAGCAGGUGGCUAUCCCAACCAGCAGUAUCCAGGCAGAGCCAAUCCUGGGGGAUAUCCAAACCAGAACCCUGUAGCUGGAGGUUACCCAGCCGCUGGUGGCUAUCCCAACCAGCAGUAUCCAGGCCGGGCAAAUCCUGGGGGAUAUCCAAACCAGAAUCCAGCAGCGGGUGGUUACCCUGCAGCAGGAGGCUACCCCAACCAGAACCCAGGGAGAGGAGGGGUCAAUCAGGGAUACCCAGCUGGAGGUUACCCAGUAAGAGGGGGAAAUACUGGCUGGGGGCAGGCAGGGGGCUACCCUGGUGGAGGGAUGGGAGGAGGUUACCAACCCAACUGGAACCCAAACAAUAAGAUCCUCAGUCCCCGCUAUGGUUAUGGAGGUGGGCAUGGGGGUAUGGGAGGUGGCUCUCCCUUCUCACGCUCAGUUCAGAAUAUGGGGCACUACCCCUCUACUCAGUCCAAGGGCUUUGCUAAGAAGGCUCUUAUGGCCGCAGGGGUUGGGGCUGUGGCAGGUAUGGCAGUAGGCUAUGGCCUUGGGCGUUUCCCUCGCCCACAUUUCAACUUCCGCAACCCUCAGGAGGAGCAGUCCUACAACAACUACAUGUACAGCAAAUACGGUGAACGCUCCACAGAUGAAAACGACUAUGGCCGGGACUAUACCUACAAAGUACCACCGCGGGCAGAGUCCUACGAUAGCUUCAUGGAUACCUGCAUGAAGAGGAACGACCUUCUGCAGGAUCAGGGCAGCGACUCCCAGGCCACACCUAACAACCAGAGGAACAACCCCCAGGGAGCCAACAGCCAGAGCCUGCCCAUCACUCCUGAGGUGGGGAACAGCAGUCCAGCUAGCAACCAGGAGGGAACAGACACAGUGAAGCCUCUCACCCCAGCCCCUACGGAGAUAGCUGGAGAGGAUACGGAUAAGGAGGAGGAUGACGGCCUCACAGUGAGCAUUGAGGAGAUUGGUUACCCUGUAUUGGUGGAGCAGCUGAAGAACCGUAAGUGUGUGGAGCUGUACAUGAACUACUCUGAGCGUUUCCUGGAGAAGCAGACAGCUGAACACAGCAGCGGCAGCAACAAUAACAACAAGUAUGAGAACAGUCGCAGUAACCCCCUUGGCCAGGGGCUGGUACAGCUGAUAACCACCUUCCUCAUGGUCCUGAGCAGCACUCUUCUGCUGCAGUAAGACAGGAACACAGCCAUGUCCCAGUUGUCUGGAAUAGCUUCAUUUCCUAGUCACCCCUCCUCAAAAUGCCACUGAUUUCUUGUGAGGAUAGGUUAAUUAAAUAAGGUGUAGGUGGAGAUAUAACCAAUCCUUUAACUAAUCCGUGGUCAUGAAGGAAAGGGGACAAGGAAAGGAAGCCAGUGGAAAAUAACUUCCAUUGAACUUCCAGCAAAAUGAGGACCGAUAAAAAUGUGAACUGUAGGGGGUACUCGAGGACCGGAGUUGGGAACCACUGCUGUACAUGAUACUUCACAUGGUAUUUGUACUUUAAGUGUUCGAUAUCUCGACACUAUUUCUAAAAUAUACCGAAACCAUCUGUCCUGCUUGUCUCUUACAGCUUAGUUCAGUUUACUGCUAAAUAUGGAAUAACAGGAUUUUGUCUGUAAGUCCAAAACCAUGAGUGAGUCACGUAGACAAAGGGGAAGUAUAAAUGCAAAAGUAGCAAGUCUCAUCAGUACAUCAUAUGACUUUAAUUAAAUGCAGAUACACAAGAUAAACAUUAUUACAGCAAUUUUUUGGCACCAUAUAAGGUACUAUCAUCCGAUUAGGGGUUCAGUGUCUUUAUGCCAAAGUGGUUCCACAGAAAGUACAGACAAGCAUUAUGUUGACAAUUUUUUUCAUGCAUUUCCAUGUGCAUUAUACUGUACAUCAGUGGUUCCCAACUCCAAUCCCAGAGUACCCACAACCCCACACAUUUUUGUUGUAGCCCUAGACAAACGUAACGGAUUCAACUCAUUGAGGGCCUGAUGAUUAGUUGACAAGUUGAAACAGGUGUGCUUGUCCGGGGCUACAAUAAAAAUGUGUACUGUUGGGGCUAUUGGGAGGACCGAAGUUUGGAACCACUGCUUUACAUAAUAGUUCACAUGAUAUUUUAAUUUGUACUCAAUGUUAUGUGGUCUGCAGUAUUUGGUUUUAAAAGUUGCCUGUUUGGUAAAUACUAUAAUAAUUAAGUAUGGAAUGGUCAGAGUUUUGUUAUUAAUCAAUCCCUAUUUCUGUUCCUAUUUUUCUUUUGUGCUCUCUUGUUCCAUCUCUCUACCUCCCCAUCUAGUCUCCCUCUCUAUGCCCUCCUGUCCCCUUGUUAUCAGAAGUGCACUUAUUUCUCUUGGCGAAUGGAUAUAAAUGACUCUUCUUUUUCAAGGAUGUAUUUAGUGAUUAACUCAUUUAUAUUGGUUUUAACAUAGAGAACAACAUGCAUUGUUUUAAUGUGUCUUUAAAAUACUUCAAAAUAACCACUUUGUCAUGCUUGAACUCAAUGGGGAAUUUUACCAUUAUCUUGCUGAAAUGACUGAUGUCUUCCAUUUCCCAAGUACAGAAUGAGUAAAAACAAAUAAAAAAAACACAUAAUCGCA
Molecule: messenger RNA, 4075 nt
Organism: Salvelinus fontinalis (brook trout)
Lineage: Eukaryota; Metazoa; Chordata; Actinopteri; Salmoniformes; Salmonidae
Exons: 2
Coding region: 1089-2687 (532 amino acids)
Biological process (GO): protein homooligomerization
Cellular component (GO): membrane
Source: RefSeq, a predicted model, not a curated record